Messenger RNA from Colletotrichum godetiae, 709 nucleotides. RefSeq names its product carbon-nitrogen hydrolase. The transcript has 2 exons. Lineage: Eukaryota; Fungi; Ascomycota; Sordariomycetes; Glomerellales; Glomerellaceae. The record is from RefSeq and is a predicted model, not a curated record. The coding region runs from base 1 to 657 and encodes 218 amino acids. Gene Ontology annotation, molecular function: catalytic activity.
AUGACUCCUUCAAAGAACAUUCGUGUCGCUCUGGCCCAGGAGGCAUCGAUUGACUUCGACCUCCAGGCCAGUGUCGACAAGACAUGCCACGUUAUUGCUGAGGCUGGCCGUGCAGGGGCACAGCUGAUUGGAUUCCCGGAGACCUUCAUCCCAGGCUAUCCCUUUUGUAUUUGGUCACGUGGGAUAGAUGUUGACCUUACCAAGCGCUACAUCAAGAAUUCCCUCAAACGAGACUCGCCAGAGAUGAUACGUAUAUGUGCUGCGGCCGUAGAGAACAAUAUCGAAGUUCGUCCCGGAUACUCGAAGAACGAGGACGAUUCUCUCUACAUAGCACAGUCACAUAUCGGUUCUGAUGGAUUGAUCAGAAUGAAUUGGCGUAAGAUUGAGCCCACCCACGUGGAAAGAACAAUCUUUGGCGAAGGUAGUGGACCAUCUCUACUCAAUAUUGCGAGCGUCCCGGGCGUGGGUAGAGUUGGGGGACUCAACUGCUGGGAGCAUACUCAGCCUCUUCUGAAAUACCGCACGUAUGCCCAAGGGGAGCAAAUCCACAUUGCUGCUUGGCCACCGAUGAUGCCGGGCAAGGAUGAAGAGGUUUUGUGGAACACAAUAGUGGAAGGUCAGUAUCAUUGCCUUAUAUGGCUACAUGACAGCGGAUAGCGUCCAUCAGUUCGCCAGGUUCCCGUGCGAGGUCCAAAUCAUGGUCUGGGAG